AUGCGUGCGGACGCCCGCGUCGUGCGGCCUGACGGUAACUCCACUGCCGCUACCAGCGCAACCCUGUUCGACGCCGAAACACGGGCAGCUGAGGCCGCGCUGCCAGGCAGCUACGAGCUUCAAGCCCUUCCCGAUAAAGCAGCCCCUGCUCGCUUCAGCCCCCAUGACGACAGCGUUGUUCCUUCUCAGCCAUCUGAGUCUUUGACCGAAAUUGACGACCCAGCCAUGUCGCGCGCGCCGCUGCUGCUGCGCUCGUCGCCAGCGCAGGGCACCGGCUCAUACGGUGGCCUGCCGGUCUUGUCGGUCAGCUCCAGCCCUGACGACUCAGAUGAUCAUGUGACCAACUUUCUACGACGGGGCAAGAGAAAAGGGAAAAGCAAACUACGAAACAGCGAGCCUUCUACGAGACGGAACUACAUCGAAUCCAGCAACAAUGGUUCUAGUCAGAGCGGACCAGUGGUUACAGCCUCUACACGACGCCGCGCGAAAAGAGAUUCGAACAGUCGCGAGUCUCUCGACGAAGCAUUUGCUGGCCAGGAAGAAUCACUUUUGGAGUCCAGAUUCAACACGGGUGGCAUAGGAGCAUCUGGGAUCUCUGCUCCACGUGUAUUUGAAAGCCUGCAAUCAUCAUCCACAGGCAGCCCCAUGGAUGAAUCGGAAGAUGACGACUCAUCCGAACCAGAGGAUCUGCACGACAGCAAGACUAACGGCCACGUCGCUGACAACUCUCCCUACGCUCAGGUGCGAGCGGCAGUGGGUGCCAGCGAUGACUUCACGCUUUCCAUCAACACACCACGCAUGUGGAUUCUGUCCAUUAUGUUCGCUAUACUAGGAUCAUCUACGAAUCUUUUCUUUUCCUUGAGAUACCCCAGCGUCAGCAUUACGCCCAUUAUUGCUCUUUUGCUUGUUCAUCCACUUGGCCUGCUCUGGGAUCAGGUAUUCAAACGACAUGAUGACCCCGAAGAACUGUUCGAGAACGGAGUGUUUGUGUCAAGAGGGAACAGCCGGUCUGGUUCAACCCGUCACGCACAUGUACCCCGCCCUUCCCUGCCCCGGAAAUCACGAUUUCGACUUUGGUUGGCGCAAGGCCGUUGGAACCUAAAGGAGCAUUGCUGCGUCUACAUCAGCAGCAAUGUUUCCUUUGGGUUCGCGUUCGCCACAGACGUCAUCGUUGAGCAAACCAAGUUUUACAAACAGGACCUAGGUGUUGUGUAUCAGGUCUUACUUACCUUGUCCACACAAAUUCUCGGCUAUGCCCUCGCUGGUCUCACACGACAGUACCUUGUCCGUCCAAGCGGCAUGAUAUGGCCAGGCACGCUUGUUCCGGCCACCAUGUUCACGGCGCUGCACAAGGACGAAAACAAGCCGGCUAAUGGAUGGACAAUAUCCCCUUCCAAAUUCUUCGUGCGCGUUUUGCUGGGCGCUGUCGCAUUCUACUUUCUGCCCGGUCUUCUGUUCCCUGCAUUGAGCUACUUCAGCGUCAUCACAUGGUUCGCACCAAAGAACGUUGUGAUUGCUAAUCUUUUUGGAAUUUCUUCCGGCCUUGGCUUAUUUCCCGUGACCUUUGACUGGGCACAAAUUGCAUACAUUGGGUCUCCGCUCAUCAUCCCGUUCUGGGCAGCUCUCAACAUCCUUGGUGGCCUGGUCGUAGUCAUGUGGUUUGCGGCACCAAUCAUGUACUAUAUGAACGUGAUGUAUUCUUCGUACAUGCCAAUACUCUCAACCAUCGUGUUCGAUAACCGCGGCAAGCCGUACGACGUCAGCAAAAUCUUGACUGAUAAUUUUCUAUUCGAUAAAGAGGCAUACGAGAACUACAGUCGUGUCUUUCUUCCCAUAACAUAUGUUUUGAGCUAUGCAUUACAGUUCGCCGCGCUCACAGCUCUAGUCACUCACACAGCUGUGUGGCAUGGGAAAGAUAUUCUGAAGCAGUGGCGUCACUCAUGGGCGGAAAUCAGAGGGAGACCUGGCGUUGCUUACGAACCUCUACAAACCGCGGAAAACGGUCGAGCCAGCUCCGAGAGGGUUCAUAGGAUGAGCACCUCGUCCGAGCCAGAGCUGGAGAACCUGCUGACGGCCGAGGACGUUCAUAACCGCCUCAUGCGAAGAUAUGACGACGUUCCGAUAUUCUGGUACCUCAUGACCGGCAUCAGUAUGGGUGCCAUAGGCAUGUUCGUUGUUGAGUACUACCCGAUCCACCUGCCCUGGUACGGCCUCCUCCUGGCCCUCGGCAUCGCCGUCACCCUCUUCGUCCCUAUCGGCAUCAUCAUGGCCAUCACAAAUCAGCAAAGCAGCCUCUACCUUAUCUGCCAGCUUAUCUGCGGAGUCGUCUUCCCCGGCCGUCCCGUUGCAAACAUGGUCUUCACAACAUACGGCUAUAUCACCUCGACCCAAGGACUUAAAUUCUCCUCGGAUCUGAAGUUGGGCCACUACAUGAAGAUCCCGCCCAAGAUACUCUUCAACCUUCAGCUCUCCGCAACCAUCAUCUCCAGCUUGACGCAGAUCGGCGUCUUAAACUGGAUGCUCGCUUUCAUUCCCGGUAUCUGCACGUCGGAAGCCAUUAACGGCUUCACCUGCCCCAUUGCACGCGUCCACUUCAACGGCUCCGUCCUGUGGGGCGUGGUAGGUCCCAAGCAGUUCUUCGGCCCCGGCGCGCUCUACCGCCCGCUUGUGUGGGCGUUCCUCGUUGGCGCUAUCGCACCCAUCCUGUUGUGGCUUCCUGCCCGCCGCAAUCGCAAAUCCAUCCUGCGCCGCAUCAGCUUCCCUGUCGUGUUUGGUUCGUUAUCGUGGAUCCCGCCGGCUACCGGCCUGAACUUCAGCGUCUGGGCGAUCGUAUGCUACGUUUUCAACUACCACAUCAGGAACCGGAAGAAGGAGUGGUGGAACAAGUACAACAUGACGCUAAGUGCAGCAUUGGAUAGCGGCCUAGCAGUAGGAGUCGUGAUUAUCUUUUUCGGCUUUGUGUUCCCGGGGUGGAUGGACGGUUUCAAGUGGUGGGGCACGGAGGUGUACAAGCAGGGCUGCGACUGGCAGGCAUGUUCGUACAGGACGGUUCCAGAGAGUGGGCAUUUCGGGCCACCAGACUGGUGA
Messenger RNA from Paraphaeosphaeria sporulosa, 3087 nucleotides. Its product is annotated as OPT-domain-containing protein. The transcript has 5 exons. Bases 1 to 3087 code for a protein of 1028 amino acids. Gene Ontology annotation, molecular function: oligopeptide transmembrane transporter activity. The record is from RefSeq and is a predicted model, not a curated record. Gene Ontology annotation, biological process: transmembrane transport. NCBI's taxonomy places the organism in Eukaryota, Fungi, Ascomycota, Dothideomycetes, Pleosporales, Didymosphaeriaceae.